Cylindrotheca closterium is the source of this 2265-nucleotide messenger RNA. NCBI's taxonomy places the organism in Eukaryota, Bacillariophyta, Bacillariophyceae, Bacillariales, Bacillariaceae. The record is from the annotation of a GenBank genome assembly.
AUGCAGGGAUUCUGGGAUUGUAUGAGCCUGUGGAAGCUUCUGUUGAAAGGCAAGAAGGGUUGCCAUGUGAGUUCGUGCAGAGUUCGCCGGUUGAUGAAGAAGAAGUUGCCACAAGCUUGGAGGAAGUCAGCGGUUGAUCUGGAGGACUGCCUGAAGCAAGAGCGCUCCUUGUACAAGCAGGCCAAGCACACCUACGCAGCUCAAUGGAGGAAAGACUUCUUGACAGUCCAAACCAAGGACGCAAAGAAGCAUCAGUGGAAGUCUCGGAAGGCCCGUGAUAGAUUUUUUCGGUUACAACAAAUGAAGCAAAGAGAGGAGGCGAGACACCGUUGUUGCGCCCAGAGCAAAGGAUCUACAGGGGACCUUCAGGCUAUUCAAAUUGAAGAACACUUAUCAGAUGGUACUACGAGUCUCCGGACCAUCACUGACCGCCGCCUGGUAGAAGAUGGGUGCAUGCAAGAAACACGGCACGCUAUGAUCAAACACGAGCGCCGGCACUCUCCAGUCCACUUGCAAGUCUCCAAGGAUGAUCACGUGUACUUCUGGCCGCGUAACCCUGAGAAUAAAGGAUCCAAACCUCAUGGACUACAUAAUGGACACUUUAAGGCGGCUAUCCAGUCUCCAUCUAUAGCGUACUGUGAUGCCCUCUUCCGGAACAUUCCUCUCACCACAGGGUUUGUUCCUCUUCAAUGGCAAAACCUGAUGAACUUUGCCAUUAAAAAGAAGCCGGGAGACUUCCGCCUAUCUAAAAUGCGCACCAUCCAGCUGAUGAAUUCCGAGGCCCAGGCAAACAAUAAGAAGGCGGGCCGUGCAGCCAUGCAAUUUGCCGAAGCGCACUCCUUGAUACCCGACGGGCAAUGCGGCUCAUGCAAACGUCAUCAAGCAAUUGACCUGGCCUUGUCUAAACAAUUAGUGUGGGAUCUACUGAUCCUUCAACGCCGCGCAGCGGGGUGGAUCUCGAAUGAUGCCAAGUCCUGCUUUGACUGGGUGGCCAUCGUCACAAUGUUGCUGUUUGGCUUGACAUGGCAUGUCCUAUCAUCGAUGUUCAACAUGCUCUCCUUCGCUACCCGCCGUAUUUGCACAGGUUUUGGUGACUCCAAGAGAAGCUUUUGCCCUCCGUCAGCGGUGCCAUUCCAAGGUUGUGGGCAAGGGAAUGGUGCCGCCCCCCAUUUGGAUCUCGGUGACACAGUCCAUCACUCUGGGGAGGAUAUUUGCGCCUCAGUCCAGGCUGCUGCCACCUUGUGGUUGGGGGGAAUUCGGGCAACAGGUGGUGCAAUCAAUCCGGAGAAGUCCUUCUGGUGGCUUAUUGACUUUGAAUGGGAUGCUCGCAAUGGUCAGUGGAGAUUCUGUAGGAAAUGCUCCGCGGCACCGGAAUUCGACCUUAAGAUACCGGGGUUAUACAGUGACAUUGAACCCCUUCGUCGCCUUGAACCAGAUGAUUCCGAACGUACUCUGGGGGUGAUGUUGUCGCCACUGGAAAAUCACAACGCACAAGAGGCACAGUUGGUCUCUAAAGGCCUUGGUGUUCCUCACCUCUUUGGCAAGCAAGUGUACAAACACUUGGAGAUGAUCCUGCGCCAUAUGUUGGGGGGUACAAAGCCUGGAGCCUACAUGGACGCCAAUCUCCAGGCUCACCAACUGGAAACCGGUACCUCCUUUGGUCUUCUACAGCAAGAUUACCAGAAUACAUCCAUUCUUGCUUCUGAUACCUGGCUUAAAAGGGUAUGGAAGGAGCUUGAAUCUCUGGAUAUGUAUGUGGCCUUUGACUCUCCGGCCCUAUCUUUAAGGUGGCAUCAUGACGCCCUCCUGAUUGACUUGUUCAUUGAUCUUGAGGUUGAUCAGGACGACCUUCUCUGGCUUAACUGGUGCCGGAUGUUCCUGCAAGUAGCCACAGUAUCAGAUAUCACUACGGCUGAUGGCCGCUAUAUCCGGCAAUGCAUCUGGAACGGUUUCCGCGACGACACUUAUCGGACUCCAUAUAACUGGCCUCGAACGGUACGACCCGGGCGUCCAUAUUGGGAACUCUGGCAAAGAACACUGUCCCGCGCGCUCUUGCCUUCACACGGUCAGCACCACCCUCUGCUCCAACCCCUGGGGCAUUGGCACGACAACUUUGAGUCUUGGAACUGGCUCUGGUCGCCGACUGUUGGUUUGUUUCAUCGGGAGGGGGCUGCAUGGACCCAUCUUGCUCUUGCAGGUUCCUCUACAAUUUCUCGGCGCUAUGCUCCAUCUGGCAGUCACAGUGGGACGGAUAGCCUACAAUGA